Messenger RNA from Lachancea thermotolerans CBS 6340, 1122 nucleotides. RefSeq names its product KLTH0A05610p. The record is from RefSeq and is a predicted model, not a curated record. Lineage: Eukaryota; Fungi; Ascomycota; Saccharomycetes; Saccharomycetales; Saccharomycetaceae. The coding region runs from base 1 to 1122 and encodes 373 amino acids. The transcript has a single exon.
AUGGGCAUACUCUAUGAUCAUGAAGAAUGGGCUGUGUACGCUGAAGGCAAACAACUACUUAUAUGGAGAGAGGGGACGCUUGUGAACGAAUGGACCGUGCAAGGCAUCCAAGAUUACCAGUUUUAUACAGCGGAAGACGAACUUGUCAUAAUUGGGAACUGGGGGCAAGGAUUAACAAGACUACGAAUAAAGGAAGGAACAGAAGAGCUUAGUGAAGAGUCGGCCCUAAGGACAAGUUUUCAUAUUGCGCAGUUCCAGAUUUUGCCAAGCUCAGGCGUCAUUUUGGCGUAUGAUAAAGUGGCAGGAGUAUUGCACCUGUUCAACUCGAGAGAAGAGCGCUACCAGGGGUUCAUAAAGGCGCAUCCUGCUCAAACAAGCUUCUCGUCCCACGGUCCGUCUGAAUUUCAAGUGUUCGUACGCGACUUUGACCCUGCCUCGCUAGUGAUCAAGACGUAUCUCAACAGAUAUCGCUUGCGCGGAAGCAAUGCUUCCUUAAUUAAUACCAUACCGAUGGAAGGUUUAUUCAUUAAACGCUGGGUUGUUAGGAGUGCUUGCGGGGCUUUCUUCGCCGUCAUUUCAACCAGCGAAUGUGAGCAAGCGUGCCAGCUAAAGUUCUUCCUACAGGACGCAAGCAUACCAUUCCACACAGAGACUUUGGAAGGGCACGCAGUAAGCGCUGCAUUUGUUAGCCCGCUUAAGCUGUUCUUGAUCCUCCGUCUGGCUCAGGGAAACGCGCUUUGCUUGUUAAACUUGGAGAGCAGCCAUACUCAUCAGCUCCUUUCCCUGGAAGCAGAAUUUAUUCGCUCAUCUCAUGAAAUCGACGAAGCUGGGAAUUUUACGCAACCAUCUUCGGUCCCUGCUAUCACUCACCUAGAUUCUAAUCUGAAGCUCGUUAACAGUUCAUCCAAUUCUAUAUUUUUCGUGAUGAACUCCGCGCCAAACAUCCUAUUCUGCUGGAGCUUCACGAAAAACAUAGACUCGCAUUUAGAUACAUGGGCAUUUCCCGCUAAGGUCGUGUCUCUCGGGGAGCUUAACUCGGCUACUGUCGCGGCUGUGUGCCUAACUGAAAAUCCCACGUCUCUUUCCAAGAUAGAGAUAUCUCAGCCGUUUUCUGGCCCAUAA